This is a messenger RNA of Sitophilus oryzae (rice weevil), 1511 nucleotides long. Its product is annotated as venom serine carboxypeptidase-like. The transcript has 2 exons. The record is from RefSeq and is a predicted model, not a curated record. Gene Ontology annotation, biological process: proteolysis. Lineage: Eukaryota; Metazoa; Arthropoda; Insecta; Coleoptera; Curculionidae. Gene Ontology annotation, molecular function: serine-type carboxypeptidase activity. Bases 53 to 1444 code for a protein of 463 amino acids.
AGGACAUUUAUUAUCCAUCGGUUUAGUAUCAAUAGGUUGAUCGUGUAGUACAAUGGGGCAUCUAAUAAAAACAAUGAAAAAAGCAAUACUUUUCCUAGUUAUUGCUGUUGUGCUUGAAAGUACUUAUGGAAAAUUUCCGAGGUUUAAAGACCAUCAGGAAAAAAUUUAUACUCCUGACGUAGACGUAGGACAGCCUCUUAUUUUGACUCCUUAUUUGGAAAAAAAUCAAAUUCAAGAUGCUAGAGAAGCGGCUGAGGUCCACUUGGAUGCUUUCAAAGAUGUCGUCAGUUACUCUGGAUAUUUUAACGUGGACAAAGAAAAUAACGGCAGUCUCUUCUUCUGGUUCUUUCCAUCUGCUGACAACUACACAAACGACCCUGUUGUAUUGUGGCUUCAAGGUGGUCCUGGAUCUUCUAGUUUGUACGGAUUAUUUGACGAGAAUGGACCAUUCAUUGUUGAAGAAGACGGUAAUGUAACUUUGAGAGAAUAUUCUUGGCAUAAAAACCAAUCUGUUAUUUACAUUGACCAGCCUGUUGGUACUGGAUUUAGUUUUAGUGAAUCUUUCGUAACUAACCAAACUGAAGUUGGCGCCCACUUAUACGAUGCUCUCACUCAGUUUUUUACAUUAUUUCCUGAGCUACAAACAAAUGACUUUUUCGUGUCGGGUGAGUCAUAUGCCGGAAAAUAUAUUCCUGCUAUUGGCUACACUAUUUUCGAAAACAAUCCAACAGCAGAAUUAAAAAUCAAUCUUCAAGGACUCCUUAUUGGGAACGGACUUAGUGAUCCAAUAAACCAGGUUUCUUAUGGAGACCUUUUGUAUCAGCUAGGUCUGACUGAUAAGAAUGGCCUCGAGAACUAUCAUAACCAGGAGCAGCAACUUAUUGAAUAUAUUAAAAACGAAGAUUUUAGCAGUGCUAUAAAUGCAUUCAACAAUAUCUUUGAUUACUACGAAAAUAAUACUGAAUUGUUUAACGUUUACAACUAUCUAAAAGAUGAACUAGACGAUUCAGAUGCUUAUGCACGUUUUCUUAACACAGCUGAAGUAAGACAAGCUCUACACGUUGGCAACCAGCAAUACAGCUCUUUGUCAUAUGAUGUGUAUGACGGUCUUAUGAACGAUAUGAUGAAAAGUGUCGCUCCCUGGGUAAGCACACUUCUCAGCAACUACAGGGUUCUGAUUUUUAAUGGGCAGCUAGAUGUGAUAGUGAAUUAUAUUUUAACGGCAAACUACCUUCAAAAAUUAGAUUUCAGUUCGGCUGAAGAAUACAAGAACGCUACCAGGAAAGUAUGGCACGUGAAUAAUAAAACCGCUGGAUAUUCAAAAGUAGCAGGAAAUUUGACCGAAGUACUGGUUAGAAAUGCCGGGCAUAUGGUUCCUGCUGAACAACCUGAAGCUGCAUAUCAAUUAUUAUACCGUUUUAUUAGAGGAUUAUCCUUAGAAUAAGGAUAUUAUAUAAAAUGUAAAAUAUAUUAUAUAAAAUGUAAAAAAAAUAAAUAAAUUAUUUCUGGAU